Molecule: messenger RNA, 6244 nt
Organism: Closterium sp. NIES-67
Lineage: Eukaryota; Viridiplantae; Streptophyta; Zygnematophyceae; Desmidiales; Closteriaceae
Source: the annotation of a GenBank genome assembly
CAUCAUAUGCUAUCACAUUCUGUCUGCCUCCCAUCCCAUGUUUUCAACUUGCAUGUGUGGUUUGAACGUGUGCAAGAAUUUGUGUGUGAUGUGUUCUGGAGUUUGGGAAUGUGUUUUGUGUUAUUUUGUUUGAGCAGGUUUUUUGUGAUGAUAGAUCUUGAGAAGAUCUUUCCGACGCAACGAGAAUCCCUUCAAUCGGAGCAAGAACGCGAAAGCUAUGAAGAUUCAAAGUUCAUGAGCUUGCGUUACAAUUGCGGCGGUUACAAAGUGAAGUUGUGGGGUGACUUUAUAUGGAGUUGGGACCUUUGGGGGUUGGGGAAAUUUGUCACUCUACUGUAACAGCUGCAAAUUGGUUGGGAACAACCAAGCUAGGUUGGCAAGGGUGGCCAACUUGGAUGGAUUGGUUGGGGAGGGACAAAUGUCAAAGUUGGGGUUCCUAUAGGGAGGGAAUCUUUGUGCUUAUGGGGUUUCCUUGGUUGGGGACUCUCUUGGGACCUUCCCUCUCAUCCCUCUCUUCCUAUCCCAACCUUUCUCUUGCUCCUCUAAUUCCUUGUGAGAUUCUUGAACUUUGAUUGAACCUUUUGAGAUUGAGUUAAGUUCUCCUCCUACAGCUUACCCCCUAGUGCGUCGAAAGCCAUAGCGUCGCGAAUACUUCAUCAAUCAACAUGAUUCAAAUUGGGAACGGUAGCUGAGAUUAAGAGCUACAACAUAUCCAAGUUUCGCGACAUUCCAACGGCUAGUUUGUCGUCGACGUCGUUUCUUGUGAAGACGACUUUUCUGUCCAGAAUUUCGGAUUUAUAUUUUGAGUAAUUCUAGCUCCUAAGUUCACCUAGACUCCGUCCUUAAUCCUAACAAGUGGUAUCAGAGCGAUAUUAAGGACAUUGAGAGGAGUCUACAGAAGUUUGAAGACCCUUCUAGACCCACCAUGGCCUGUGGGUGUGCCUAAGUGGUGUUCUGAAGGUUGGAUGUGUCUUCCGCUAAGGGGAAACUCUGCCGAAAUUUCGUGGACGCCGACACUUGUGAAAAUAUCGAGGGAGCUGAGUGUGGACAGCAAAGGGGAGCUGAAAUUCGUCAUUUCUCAAGGAGAAGAUGAAUGAGAGAGGAGGAGAUGCUAAUGGAAGAGGAGCUGUAGCUGAGAAGACAAGUGAGCCGCCGCCAUCAAAAGUUGAAGCUUUGGAUGGCUCCAACUAUGAGGAAUGGAGCGGGCGGAUGAGGAGUGCCUUCAAACGCUACAAGCUCCUGAAGAUUGCUGUUGGGGAAGAGAAGAUGCCGGAAGAAGGCGAAGCACGUGAACGGUGGAUUGAGAAAAACGCGGUGCUUUUCGAUCUCAUCCUUCAAUCGGUCAACAAGGAGAUGUUCGAGCACAUCAAGGAUCUUGUGGAAGCGGAUGAUUCGGGUCCAAGGGCGUGGAAACUACUACGCGAUGUGAUUCAGCCCAACACUCUCCUGAUGCAAGAUCAAUGGACACCUGAGUGGCUAAGGCAGCAGAUUCUGCAGGAGGACUUCCGCAGACGCCAUGUGGGAGGCGGUGCUGCCACUAAGACUGCUGAGGGGUAUGGAGCUGCAGGGCGCGGCAGAGGAAGAGGGGGUUGGAGAGGCCGAGGCCGUGGGAGAAGCUUUGGCACAGGUAGAGGCCGAGGUGACUAUAAUGAGGGGCAUGGAAGCUCCAGUGGCAGGGGGAGUACCAGAAUGGAGGGCACCUGCUGGUACUGCAAGAAGGUCGGGCAUCCUUGGUUCAAGUGCUUCAGCAGGCCGGAGGGAUGGUCACCUCCAGGCAUGAAGCCGCCAAGUGGUGAACGCGCACAAGGUGGCGCUGUGCAAGGCUCAGGUGCACAAGUUGAAGGUGCACAAGGUAACGCCUAUCCUGGGAUGUAUCUCAUGGUUGAGGAUGUGCAUGGGCAUAAGGGUGAUGUGGGAUCAGUGGGAAAGGUUGUGAUGCACCCUCUCACACACUGGGUGAUUGAUUCAGGGUGCACCAGUCACAUGACCCCACGGGCAGAUUUGCUUGAUGAGGUAAAACCCCCUGGGAAGAUUAAGUAUGUGGCAGCAGCGUCAGGUGCUUUGCUCCCCGUAAUUGGUGUUGGGAAUGCCAAGGUUAAGGGAGCUAAUGGGGAGCUUGUGGGGCUUGGGAAUGUUCUGCUGGUUAAAGGUUUGUCUGCUAACCUUCUCUCUGUGCGGCGACUGCAGAAGAGUAAGGCCGAAGUGACCUUUGGACCAACCAGCUGCCGUGCUAAGCUUGGGAAGAAGGUGCUGUGGAGUCUGGAAGAGGAGACCAGCUGCAUCAAGGACCUGUGGCAGCUGCCCAUCAUCCCUUGGAAUGGGAAGACUCCAAGAGCAGCAACGGCAGCAGCGGCAAAGGCAACAGCAGGAGGAGAUGCAACUGCACCAACAGAUGGGGUCCUGGAAGCAGUCAAGAAAGUGCAGAAGCAGCAGACACAUGGUGAGGUGCUUGCUGGUGUGGAUGCAAGUGCGGCAUGGGCUAAGGCUUCAUCAAGGAGUGGAGAGGCCGAUUGGGAGACAUGGCAUGAGAGGCUGUGUCAUGUGAACUUCCCUAUGCUGCAGAAGUUGGUGAAGGAUGGGAGCCUGAAAGGAUUGGAGGUAAAGGGGGGAUUGAAGGAGAUUGGGAGCUGCCCUACAUGCUUGGAGACCAAGUUCUCCAAGUUCCCCUUCAACAGCACUACAGGACCAGCCAAGACCCCACUUGCACUUGUGCACAUGGAUGUGGUGGGGCCCACAAGAGCCCCUUCCCUCUCAGGCAGCCGCUAUUUCUUGACAAUUGUAGAUGACCACACUCGGGCAGUGUGGGUUUACCCUUUGAAGAGCAAGGGGGAGGUGGCAGCGGCUGUCCUUAAGGAGUGGAUGCCUAGAGCUCAGAGGGAAUGCGGACACAAGGUGAAGGUGAUCCGCAGUGACAAUGGUGGGGAGUUCAUUGGAGCUGAUUUUGAGGGGGAGUUGAAGAGGAAGGGGAUCCAGCAUCAACUGACAGUGCCCUACAACCCACAGCAGAAUGGCGUGGCUGAGAGGUUCAACAGGACCCUGCAGGAGGGGGCACGCACUCUCCUUGGGCGUGCAGGGCUGCCUGAUCCGUUUUGGGUGUCUGCACUGAGGCAGGUCGCCCUUGUGAAGAAUAGGGUGCUGGCUACAGUUGGAGAUAAGGAGUGGAUCCCAUAUGUCAAGUGGUAUGGGAGUGCUCCAGCGGUGAACAUGCUGAGGGCAUUUGGGUGCAUGGUGGUGUUUCAUGUGCCCAAGGAGAAAAGGGGGAAGUUGGAGGCUUCUGGAAGAUGGGGUGUGCACUUGGGGAUUGCAAAGGAUCACAAAGCAUGGUUGCUAUGGGACUUGACCACCCAGAAUCUGACAGUGUCAAGGGAUGUGAAGUUUCUUGAGUCCCUGUACUACAAGGAAUGGAAGCAGCAGCAACAGAAGCUUCCAUCUACACCGCUCGUUGAGGUAGAUGAGGUGCAGCGGCCUUCAAGACAGGUGGAGGUUGCAGUGUCUGAGGAGGAGAUGUCUGGGGUGACUGAGGAAGGGGGAGCAGCUGAAGUGGAGCAGCAACAGCAGCAACAUGAGUCUCCACCUCGAGUUCCACACCCGCCUGAGCGUCCUAGGAGGGAUGUGCGCCCUCCUGUGAGGCUGACCUAUGGGGGAAGAGGCAAGCCGAAUGUGGUGCAGGCUGGGAGUGUGGUUGAGCAGAUUGAGGAAGAUGAGAUCGCUCACUGCUACUGGGCACCAAUCCCUGAGCCCAAGACUCGAGAGGAGGCCUUGAAUGGACCAAAUGGGGAGAAGUGGAAGGCGAGUGAGGAUGAGGAGUUCGGGUCCCUGAUUGAGAACGAGACAUGGGACCUGUGUGACUUGCCUCCUGGGAAGAAGGCAAUCACUUCCAAGAUGAUCUACAGGCACAAGUAUGGACCUGAAGGGGAGCUGACCCGCUACAAGUCAAGGCUUGUGGCACGGGGGUUUCAGCAGACAAAGGGGAAGGACUAUGAUGAGGUGUUUGCUCCUGUGGGGAAAGGAACAACAUUGAGGGUGCUAUUGGCGAUGGCUGCACUCCUGGGAUGGAAGAUACGGCAGAUGGACAUUGUGACUGCCUUUCUGAAUGGGAUCAUUCUGGAGGAGGUGUACAUGAAGCAGCGAGAGGGGCUGGAUGAUGGGAGCGGCAGGGUCUGCAGGCUGAAGAAGGCCAUCUAUGGCCUUAAGCAGGCGCCUCGUGCAUGGUAUCACAAGUUGGAGGAGGCGCUGUUGGCUGGGGGUUUCAAGAAGAGUGAGUGUGACCCCAGCCUGUUCCUGCUGCAGGAGAAGGAUGAAAUCCUCAUGCUCUUGGUGUACGUGGAUGAUAUCCUUCUCUUUUCUGCAUCAACUGCUUUGCUGGACAGCGCAGAGCAGAUGCUAGAGAUGCAGUUCAAGUGUUCCAAGAUGGGUGAGGUGAAGUACUACUUGGGGAUGCAUGUGGAGAGAGAUGUGGAGAAGGGUGUGCUGAGGUUGCACCAGAGGAAGUACUGUGAGGGGCUGGCUGAGAAGUAUGGGCUGCAAGAUGGGGGAAAGCCAGCAACACCACUACCUUCGGGGUUCACUGUGGAGCCAUGUGCUGAUGAGGAGGUAGUGGGUGAGAGUGACAGGAAGCUGUUUCAUUCGAUGGUUGGGUCGCUGAAUUAUGCUGCAAAUCAUACACGGCCUGACAUUGCAUUUGCUACAUCACGGUUGGCUAGUGUGGUCUCACGCCCUAGUCAUGAGCAGCUGGAAGCGGCCAAGAGGUUGGUCCGCUAUGUGAGUGCUACGGCAUCAGUGGGAUUGGAGUACAGUGGAGUGAGGCAGCGGUUGCAGAGAGGUGCUGCAGAUGUGAAGAGUGGAGAGAUGCUCUUGAGUUGCUAUACUGACGCAAGCUUCAACUCAGUGAAAGCGGAUGGCACCAGCAUUGGGGGUUAUGUGUGCUUGCUGGGAGGUGGUGCUGUGAGCUGGCGCAGCAAGAAGCAAAAUGAGGUGGGAUUGUCUUCAUGUGAGACUGAGUACAUGGCCUUACACCAUGGGGCCAAGGAAGUGGUAUGGCUGAGGCGUCUGUUGGAGGAGUUGGGAGUUGGUCAGGAGGAGCCGACAGUUGUGUUCUGUGACAAUGAGUCUGCAGUGAAGCUGGCCAAGAAUGCUUGUCUGCAUGGUCUGACAAAACACAUAAGGCCUAAGUGGCACUGGGUGAGGAGACUCCUUGAUAAGGAGGUGCGGCUGGAGAUAGUGAAGACCCAUCAGCAGGCAGCAGAUAUUUUCACCAAGCGUCUGGCGGAGGCGGAUCAUUGGAAGGGCAUGAAGCUUGCUGGGAUGAGUGUGCAUUGAGUAUGCAUGCUUGAGAUGUGGUAUGGUGGAUGAUGGUUGGCAGCCAGAGGGGGAGAUUGUUGUGUGAUGUCAUCAUAUGCUAUCACAUUCUGUCUGCCUCCCAUCCCAUGUUUUCAACUUGCAUGUGUGGUUUGAACGUGUGCAAGAAUUUGUGUGUGAUGUGUUCUGGAGUUUGGGAAUGUGUUUUGUGUUAUUUUGUUUGAGCAGGUUUUUUGUGAUGAUAGAUCUUGAGAAGAUCUUUCCGACGCAACGAGAAUCCCUUCAAUCGGAGCAAGAACGCGAAAGCUAUGAAGAUUCAAAGUUCAUGAGCUUGCGUUACAAUUGCGGCGGUUACAAAGUGAAGUUGUGGGGUGACUUUAUAUGGAGUUGGGACCUUUGGGGGUUGGGGAAAUUUGUCACUCUACUGUAACAGCUGCAAAUUGGUUGGGAACAACCAAGCUAGGUUGGCAAGGGUGGCCAACUUGGAUGGAUUGGUUGGGGAGGGACAAAUGUCAAAGUUGGGGUUCCUAUAGGGAGGGAAUCUUUGUGCUUAUGGGGUUUCCUUGGUUGGGGACUCUCUUGGGACCUUCCUUCUCAUCCCUCUCUUCUAUCCCAACCUUUCUCUUGCUCCUCUAAUUCCUUGUGAGAUUCUUGAACUUUGAUUGAACCUUUUGAGAUUGAGUUAAGUUCUCCUCCUACAGCUUACCCCCUAGUGCGUCGAAAGCCAUAGCGUCGCGAAUACUUCAUCAAUCAACAUGAUUCAAAUUGGGAACGGUAGCUGAGAUUAAGAGCUACAACAUAUCCAAGUUUCGCGACAUUCCAACGGCUAGUUUGUCGUCGACGUCGUUUCUUGUGAAGACGACUUUUCUGUCCAGAAUUUCGGAUUUAUAUUUUGAGUAAUUCUAGCUCCUAAGUUCACCUAGACUCCGUCCUUAAUCCUAACAGU